GGAAAAUCGAUGCUUAGCAGGUGAAUUCUUCACCAGCUCAACUUAGCAUAUUCAAUCGACAAGUCAUCUUACACCACCUCGACACACCUGUAGGCUGCCUUUGGGGGCGCUCAGUAUGGGCUGACUCGAGUGGUGUUCCCUUUUUUUCUCCAUCCAAAAACGACUCGACCUGAUGGACCCGACACCAACCGGAUCCGCCCCGAGGAUCCGAAAAUCCACGAACAUCGAGGACAAGCACGACCGAUUUCUGCAGGAUGGGAAGGAAGUCAGAGGGAAAGUCGAUGCCAGUGGACAAUGGGUGAAGUUGAAGAGCAAGCACUACCUUCCCGUGAAGGUCGGGAACAUCCAAGUCCUUCACGUCGUCGACCCCAAGGAGCCUGCCGCGGCCACGCUCAGCCCAGAGGUUGUGCCGGUGCCAGUGGAGGAGGAUGAAACCAACUUUUGGUUCACUUGUUGCGCCGGCUCUGCGGCCGUGGCCGAGGGCAAUGAUCUCCACGUGACGCCUGAGGAUCGUGGAAACUAUGGCACCUUGGACGGCUCAGGUGAUGUGCUGACACCGGUGGUGCUCUCGAAUGGUAAGGUAGCUCACACCUUCCCGCAGCCACCCAGCUCAGGCACUCGGUCUGGAGCACCUAAGGCCGUCCCAAACCGAGCUCAGGCCGGGGUGGUUGAUUUGCCAAGGCAUAUCUCCAACCCCAUCGAUCCUUUCUCAGAUAGAUGAGCCGCGCUGAGCGCGCGAUUGCUUCGGUUGCUGGCGCCGAUGGUGAGGCCGAAAUAUCCAACAGGUGCGAGUUCCGUGGACGGUGAGAGUUGCGACCCUCAUUCCCGGACGGACCUCAUGGUUGACAUCUCCACCAGAGAGGUGUUCAAGUGCUAUAGUCACUC
This is a messenger RNA of Durusdinium trenchii, 885 nucleotides long. The record is from the annotation of a GenBank genome assembly. Lineage: Eukaryota; Dinophyceae; Suessiales; Symbiodiniaceae.